Messenger RNA from Arabidopsis thaliana (thale cress), 1891 nucleotides. Its product is annotated as Eukaryotic aspartyl protease family protein. NCBI's taxonomy places the organism in Eukaryota, Viridiplantae, Streptophyta, Magnoliopsida, Brassicales, Brassicaceae. The transcript has a single exon. Gene Ontology annotation, biological process: proteolysis. Gene Ontology annotation, cellular component: extracellular region. The coding region runs from base 312 to 1613 and encodes 433 amino acids. Gene Ontology annotation, molecular function: aspartic-type endopeptidase activity. The record is from RefSeq and is marked reviewed.
GAUAUAUUUCAUACGGAAAUCUAAAUUUAUAAACACAAACGAACAUGUUAUUUAUAUAGUAAGACAAUAACUUUAUCUCUAACCCAAAAGAAUGAAAGAAACUAGAUCUGCUUUGUGUCAUUUUCACAUAAAUGAGAAGCAAAAUCACGAAACCAUAAGAGUGUCGUAUGAAUUUUGAAAGUCAAAAUAACGUCACACACCAUUAUCCAAUUAUUCAAAAUUAGCCGACAAAAAAACUAAACAAAUCUCAAAACCUUGUCUAUAAAUACACUCAAUCCUCUUCUUCAAACUCAACAUCGUCAUCUCUAACAAUGGCGCCUUCUCCGAUCAUCUUCUCCGUUCUUCUUCUCUUCAUCUUCUCACUCUCAUCAUCUGCUCAAACACCUUUCCGUCCCAAAGCUCUCCUUCUCCCAGUAACAAAAGACCAAUCUACCCUCCAGUACACAACCGUCAUCAACCAACGCACACCUCUCGUCCCCGCUUCCGUCGUCUUCGACCUCGGUGGUCGAGAACUCUGGGUCGACUGCGACAAAGGCUACGUCUCCUCCACUUACCAGUCUCCUCGCUGCAACUCCGCCGUCUGCUCACGUGCCGGCUCCACAAGCUGCGGCACAUGCUUCUCCCCUCCGAGACCUGGCUGUAGUAACAACACUUGCGGCGGCAUUCCGGAUAACACCGUUACCGGUACCGCAACUUCCGGCGAAUUUGCUUUAGACGUUGUGUCUAUCCAGUCCACUAACGGAUCCAAUCCGGGCAGGGUCGUUAAAAUCCCAAAUUUGAUCUUCGAUUGUGGAGCAACGUUUCUUCUUAAAGGACUCGCUAAAGGAACCGUUGGUAUGGCGGGAAUGGGACGUCACAACAUCGGUUUACCGUCGCAAUUCGCCGCCGCGUUUAGCUUCCACCGUAAAUUCGCCGUCUGUCUAACUUCCGGUAAAGGCGUCGCCUUCUUCGGCAACGGACCUUACGUUUUCCUUCCCGGAAUCCAGAUCUCAAGUCUCCAAACGACGCCCCUUCUCAUCAAUCCGGUCAGCACUGCUUCUGCGUUUUCACAAGGUGAGAAAUCCUCAGAGUACUUUAUCGGCGUGACGGCGAUUCAAAUCGUCGAGAAAACAGUUCCGAUCAAUCCAACGCUAUUGAAGAUUAACGCAAGUACCGGUAUCGGAGGAACCAAAAUCAGCUCCGUCAAUCCUUACACGGUGUUGGAGUCAUCGAUCUACAAUGCUUUUACGUCGGAGUUCGUUAAACAAGCAGCGGCGAGGAGCAUCAAGAGAGUAGCGUCGGUGAAACCGUUCGGCGCGUGUUUCAGCACGAAGAACGUCGGCGUGACGCGCCUAGGAUACGCCGUGCCGGAGAUUGAGCUUGUGCUUCAUAGCAAAGACGUCGUUUGGAGGAUAUUUGGAGCCAACUCGAUGGUGAGUGUCAGUGAUGACGUCAUCUGUUUGGGUUUCGUUGACGGAGGAGUCAACGCAAGAACCUCUGUUGUGAUUGGAGGGUUUCAGUUGGAGGAUAAUUUGAUCGAAUUUGAUUUGGCGAGUAACAAAUUUGGGUUUAGUUCCACGUUAUUGGGCCGUCAAACUAACUGCGCCAACUUCAAUUUCACUUCCACUGCUUGAUUAAAUUAGUUGAUCCGUUUUCUUUUUUUAAAACUGUUUUUUAGUGGUUAUUAUAUUAUGUUUGAUGUGAUUAAUAAAGAGCCAAUGGAAUCAUUAUUUGGCAUUUGUUAUCAACUGAUUUGAAUAAAUUAUGUAACGAGUGAAUUUUAUUUGAUAAAUCUUUAAACUUUAGCGCAGGAUUAAAAUUAUAUCUAUAUGAUCAUCUAUAAUAUAAUGUCCAAAUCAUUUCACAUUAGUCAUCCGGUUUAUAAAAUAUCGGAAAAGACAUUGAAUUGUUU